GUCUUUGACGUUAGUGCUGCUGUGCUAGCGGAACUAAUCUUUGUCUUUCAGCUGAGCGCGUGGAAGUUUGCGCGGUUCCAUUCGUUUAUAGGGGUACAACAUUUAUCUCCAGUAGUAGCCAAUGUUUUUCCUCCGUCUAUGUACUUGUAUGUACGUAAUCAUUUAUGCGUUUUACAUUUUAACUCAAGCAAACAACAUGUGUAUGUGAAUCCGCAACCACAGAUUGAACGAAGAGUUUUGAUGUGUCAGUGUGACACCCAUCGUUCGCGCAGGUGGAGGCGUUGGUUUGUUUCUAUUGCCGUGUUUCAUUCCUUUCUGAAGGAGAGUGAGAUCGACUGAGCAGCAGUGGAUGUCAGUUUGGGUGCUGUGAAUGCUUGUGAGUGAGGUUGUCUGAAAUUAUUAACUUGAUCUGGUGCGGUUUUCUUUGAUUCUUUUGGAAAAUAUCAGACAGGGUUGCGUUUAAAGCACAAUAAUUUAAAGUAACAUUUAAGGAGAUUUGCUAUGAAAGAUCAAAGAAUAGUGGCCAAGAUUCUGAAGUGGGUGUCAUUGAACUGACUGACAGUCAAGAACCAAACCCUGAUGUGAUCUCUCAGGCCAGAACACUGUAUUGAAAAAUAUAACCAGGUGCAUUCUGCUCCCAAGCAAUGUGCAGUCAGAUGCAUCUCAACCUCUAUGUUUGCAAAUGGCUUGCUGUCUGAAGGACGAGCUUUUGUGUUCCAUUUGCCUGAGUAUCUACCAGGACCCUGUCAGUUUUGGCUGUGAGCACUAUUUCUGCCGUAAGUGUAUAACUGAGCACUGGAGCAGGCAGGAGCCCCACGGUGCCCGAGACUGUCCUGAGUGUAGGAGGACCUUCGCAGACCCUCUUCUCUCCCCAAGCCUCAAGCUGUCCAACAUCGUGGAGCGCUACUCAGCCUUCCCGCUGGACGCCAUCCUCAACGCGCAGAGGAGCUCCUAUCCCUGCAAGGACCAUGAGAAGGUCAAGCUCUUCUGCCUCAGCGACAAGAGCCUGGUAUGCUUCUUCUGUGACGAGCCAGCCUUACACGAGCAACACCAGGUCACCACUAUUGAUGAGGCCUACGAGGAGAUACAGAGGGAGAUGAAGGAGCAACUGGCCACUCUGCAGGACAGUGAGAAGGGACACACAGAGGCCCUGCAGCUACUGCAGAGACAACUCACUGAGACCAAGUCGUCGGCCAAGGGCCUUCGUGCGACCAUCGGCGAGGUGUUUGAGCAUCUGCAGCGGUUUCUGCGCGAGCGCCAGAAAGCCAUGUUGGAGGAGCUGGAGACUGAUACGGCGCGCACGCUCUCCGACAUCGAGCACAAGAUCCAGCGCUUCAGCCAGCAGCUGCGUGACGUCAAGGAGGGCAUCGGCAUCCUGCAGGAGCGCCUCAACGAGCCGGGCCGCCAUGACUUCCUGGAGGGCGUUGCCCUCACCUCCGAGAGGUGCUCUGCUUACUGUCUGACUGACCAUGGAUCAGCUGUUCUUCCAAACAGCCACAGUCCUAAACUUUUGAUAAAAGGAAAGAUACAUGAGACCAAUUUAACAUAUGAAGAUUUCCCGACCUCCAAGUACAUGGGGCCCCUGCAGUACACAAUAUGGAAGUCUCUAUUUCAGGAUAUUUCACCAGUGCCAGCAGCUUUGACCUUAGACCCCGUCACAGCCCACCAGAGACUCAUCCUAUCAGAUGACUGCACCAUCGUAGCCUAUGGUAACCUGCACCCCCAGCCGCUGCAGGACUCACCGCGACGCUUCGACGUGGAGGUGUCUGUGCUGGGGGCCGAGGGCUUCGGCUCCGGGGUGCACUACUGGGAGGUGAUGGUGUCUGAGAAGACCCAGUGGAUGAUCGGCGUGGCCAACGAGACGGUCAGCCGCAAGGGCAGCAUCCAGAUCCAGCCCAGCCGCGGCUUCUACUGCAUUGUCAUGCACGACGGCAACCAGUACAGCGCCUGCACCGAGCCCUGGACCCGCCUCAACGUCAAGAGCAAGCUGGAGAAGGUGGGCGUGUACCUGGACUACCCCAAGGGCCUGCUGGUGUUCUACAAUGCUGACGACAUGUCCUGGCUGUACACCUACAGGGAGAAGACGUUCCCGGCCAAGCUCUGCCCCUACUUCAGCCCCGGGCAGAGCCACGCCAACGGCAAGAAUGUCCAGCCGCUGAGAAUCAACACCGUGCGUCUAUAAGAGCUACACACAGUGUCACUAGACAGAUCACUCACCUCAACCCUAACCUGACAAUAGGAUGAUGAUGAUGAUGAUGAUAUAACUAAGAUCCUAAAGACAACUAGUUUUAAAAUGAAGGAAUAUGAGGAAAAGAACAGGGUGUAUGACUAUGGAAUGUUUAUUUCUUUCUGUCUGGUUUGCGGGGGACAGGAAGUUUUCGUGUCCUGCUCUUUUUGCCUGUCGGUGUGGGUCCUCACUAUUCUCACCUGGGAAAGACUAUUGGAACGCUGCUCCAGCAGCAUCGCUCCAACUGGAGCCCUGGUUAGCUUCUUCACUGGUGUAAGGAGAGACUCUGUCUGCAUAGAUGUCAUCCCACAAUGGUUUAGUGGGUGGAUCUCUGUGUGCUGUUGCUGUCUGAGGACCACCUUGCACAAGCCCAAGGGCUCUGCUCUCCUUACAAGUAUCCAGACUGACAGAUGGCUGCUCUCUCUCUCAGCAGCCAGACAUUUGACUCUGGUCUCCUUUCUUCCUCUGUGCAGUUGGCUUAACCGUGUUUGUGGAAUGUGUCUGACACCCCUAUGGUCCUUUUUCUUUGGCAUAGUUAGCAGUUGUGAGUGGUGGCAGUGAGUGCUGGUCCAUGUCCCUCCAUGUACCUGUACCCUUUACUGAUGAAAAUGAUGUCGCAGCUCUUGAUUAUUUUCCCUCAGGUCACACGUGCACUUUUCCAUCGUUGACAAUGUCAGUCAGUCCAAGACGUGCUGGAACGGCAGAAUCAUGGUCCGUGUGGUCUAGUGAUCGUCACUGUAGUAGUAUCCUCACCGCUCCUUCCUUUCCCCACGAGUCAUGCUUUGUUGGUUUAUUCACCUCCAGCAUGCAAGCGCUCUACUCUAGCUGUCCUGUACCUGUGGUUAUUUAUUCACUUAGUGUUAACACUCAUACAUUCCUGAUUCCAUCUCCCUGCCUCCUCCCUCCCAUGACAUCUCUUUAUCGCAUUGUAGUUGUCAAAGGGCAAUCUCAAUAAAUGAAUCUUGACUACUGCUGAUUUACACUUGGCCUAUGGGGCAGAGAACACUUACGACUCGAGCAGCAUGACGCUGCAAUUAAUGUUUUUAAUCAGUCAUUCUGUCUCUUUCAUUUUUUUCUUCAAAUAUGUUGAAACUAGUAAAUGCUAUGGAUACAAUGUUUUUAAUAUAUUUAUAGAUUGUCUAAAUAGUUGAAAGACUUUAAGGAUAUACAAAUGGCCAAGGAGAACAAUAUUAGAGUACAUUAUUAUACUGCCCUGGCCUAUCAUUCUUUUAACAUCCAUUUAGUUCCAUAUGGCUGUUGCAGCGUYAACAGAAUACACUGAUAUGUUUUGAGGCUCAGUUCAUGUUGGCUCCUGCCCCAUAUGCCUCAAGUGCUCUUGUGAUCCCCUGGUUUAAGGCCAGUCCUCUAGAUUGUUAAGGGACAAGAGCUUGUUAUUAUACAAAGUCCAGCACGGAGAGAGCCAGGGGGGUGAGUGUGUGUGUGUUUAUGUCUGUAUGUUAGUGUGUGUGCAUGUUCUGGCCUCCUCAUCUGUGAGGUGAAGUGAUAAAAUAUCACAUCUGUACCCCCUAUGUCCCUGCCUCGUGUGUUUGUUCACUUUGAAGAACUGGGGCAGUUCCCUACAUUGUUGGUACAGUAUGCGCAGUAUGAUGCAGAACCAUGUGGAGUGUAUUUGAAGCAAGACUGCUGUCCUGUGAUAUGGACACCAAACAGGAGAUGAUUAUUGUGGGGUGGUGGUGGGGGUCAUAAUAAUGACCAUUAUAUGAACACUUUUUAAUGAGGAUUGUGUCUUUUGGAUGAUGGCCGCUGUGCACCCAUCGUUGUGCAAACAUACUCUGGUGUGCUUCUGCUGCUAGAGGUCCAUGACAAAUGUUUUCAUGUACAAUUAAAGACAGGUAAAACCAA
Messenger RNA from Salvelinus sp. IW2-2015, 4090 nucleotides. Its product is annotated as E3 ubiquitin-protein ligase TRIM62. Gene Ontology annotation, cellular component: cytoplasm. Lineage: Eukaryota; Metazoa; Chordata; Actinopteri; Salmoniformes; Salmonidae. Gene Ontology annotation, molecular function: ubiquitin protein ligase activity; protein binding; zinc ion binding. Gene Ontology annotation, biological process: positive regulation of canonical NF-kappaB signal transduction; protein ubiquitination; innate immune response. The record is from RefSeq and is a predicted model, not a curated record.